UUCUGCGACCCCGGUGGCUGCCUGAACGAGCCGGUGCAGGCGAUAGCCAUUCUGCUGCUUGCUCGUCUGCUGAUCAGCAACGCCGCCGAGCUCGGCUAUCCGCUACUCAAGAGCAUCGUCAAAGAGGAAUUGCAGAAUCAAUUUUCUUGUUGUCGCAUUUGUACUGCGGACAGCAAAAAGUACCUUGCUGCAGUGCAUUCACAAGUACUAAGUAGUGGUGAAGUACUGAACACCGAGUUAGAUGGCGACUUUCGGUCACUGCGUUUGCCUCAGUUCUCGUCAGUUUGA
Molecule: messenger RNA, 288 nt
Organism: Soboliphyme baturini
Lineage: Eukaryota; Metazoa; Nematoda; Enoplea; Dioctophymatida; Soboliphymatidae
Source: the annotation of a GenBank genome assembly